AUGUCACGAAUAUCGGAUAGAAUUUCCGGCAUUCUGAAGCUAGCCGAUAGUUCGAAAGUGGCUGACAGAAAGAAAUUUGUAUCUGAGCUAAAAGAUUUAUAUCAAAAUGACGAUGUUCUCAUAGAGAUAUGCCAGAAUACUGAGAGCAAAGUUUCAGGAAAGGUCAACUGGCACUGUAUUAUAUCCAUAGUCCACAAGCUAAUUACUGAUGAAGCAGAGAAACCUAGUAAAGAAACAAUUGCUAAGAGCAGUGAAAGGCAAUCUCUUUGUGAAUUGAUGACGGACACAAUUCGUCGAGCCAGUGAGAAGUCAGCUGAAUAUUUGAAAAGCAGUGAUAUAGUCUCUCGAAUAUUACAAAUAUUAGACUCUAAGAUCUAUGUGCAUUAUCAGGAUACAUAUUUGGGGAUAUUAGUGAAAUAUGUAUUGCCAAGAAGUACAAAUCAUAGGAAUAUUAUGCCAGAGCAAUGGGAGGAACUAUUGAAAAUUUGCACCAAGCUGUAUAAAAAGACACAUCUUCAAAGCCAUAUUGUAUUAGAUGCGUUGCAGAUGAUUGUCAAUUAUUCUUUCUUACAUACGAAUUUAUUUUUUUACGUGAAAGAUUUGUUAUUAUUUUUGGAAAAUGAGGUUUUAAAAGAUGUGAAAGCAAACAACGAGCAGUUAACAGAAUCUUUCUACAAACUGAGUAGCAGUGUAUGCAGACAAAUCAUCACAGAAUCCAGAAUUGCGCUCUGCAAGUUUAGUGAAAGCACAUCGAUGAAUAUCUUAAGUUUGAACGGCUCUGAAGAAAAAUAUAGGCUGCUAUUGAUCUUCGUACAGAUUCACCAUCCAGAGGGUAUCUCAAAGCAUGACGAUGGCGCUUUUGCAUUUGAUUGGGAUAAAUGGAGAAAUUUGCUGCGUAACAUGUAUUUGCUUGUCCAGGAGAAUUGCAAAUUGGACGUGCAGUGGCGCAGUUUUAUUCAGUUUGCUAGUGAAGUCAUAAAACAGAUAAUGGAUAACUCAGUAAAUUUCAUUGGCUGUCUCGAUGGCUCUUAUUCUCAAUCAACCAAACGCAGACGAAUAAUGAACAGAAUUGAAAACAUCGUCGACUUGGUAACGAACAGCAGCCCUGAGGAAGUAUGGUCGUUGUUAAGAAUUCUUAUCGAAAUGUUAAGAAAGUAUCCACAGUGUCUGAGGUCGCAAGAUCUCGCGCCCCUGCUGCAACAUUUAACGGAACUCGCUGUGUCUCGAGAUGAGUCUAUCAUGGACAGUUUGUACAAUCUAGCUGCUGUCCUCAUGAAAAUUGAGAUAUCCAAUGGAGAAGAAAUACAAGACGCGACAAUUCACUGGAACAAGAUUUGGGAUAUGCUUCUUAGAUCUCUAGGAGCGAACCAGAACGAGGAAUCGGGUCAUUCAUUAAUCCGCUGUUUCGUAAGAUACAAUAGACUGCCAAAUGCAAACGCUCUCCUCAGAUUGUAUCUGACCAAGGCGAUUCGUUGGUCACCGAACAGCGUACAUACACUGCGACACUUAUGUGAGCGUGUCUCUCUACUGGUGGACGCGACCACAUCAGUGCUAGAUUCGUCGCCCUCAAUGAUGACGCCAAUCUGUGAUAGAACGCGUCUUCUAGAAUGGCUAUUGAACAUUCCACAUCAUACAUGGCAAAAGUUGGCGACGCGACUGUCCGUCGAGACUAUCGAGGAUAUUUGUGCGUUGUCCGUAAACCUCGUUCUGAAAUCUCGUUACAGACAAAAUACUAAGACUGAGCAGAAAUCCUUGCAAAACCACGAAAAAGUGCGCGUGAUCACUUUCGUACCUCAUCGAGAUAUCCAUUCAACAGAGCUUCUGCAACUCUGUCAUGCAUCUUUGACGUUCAAGAUAGCGUUGUCGAUGUAUUCAAAGAGUAAAUUUGUUGAACGAAAUUCCGGGGUAAUGUCCAACACUGAAAAUCCCGUCUCCUAUGUACAGGAAGUAUUUAACUUUUUGAUAAAGCAAAUGCACAAUAUUAUUCAAGAAGAAGACUGCAACGACGAAAAUAAAGAUACAUGUGAAGUUUAUGUUGUACUAAUGAAGCUCAUGUUUCUGGCAAGAUUAUUGUCUAUUUUGAAGCAACAGAAUAUUUUUACGACGAAGGAUAUCGCUGGCUACUGUCCAUUAAUCGAUGCAAUGGAAAAACAAUUGAAUGACAGCUACGCAGUUCUAACGAAAAUUGACUGGACUAGGUGCAAAAACAUAUUCUUGCUGAGCGUAACCGGAGCAUUGAGGAUGCUUUAUGGAGCAACCUAUGAUACGGAAAUUGCUAAAAUAAUUGUCUCUGCAUCUACAAUGGACAUGAUAAAAAAUAUAUUCGAUCUUUUGAAUCUAGAUGACAAUUAUUAUAAAUACGAUUAUAAUGAGGAGCCUAACACUUAUCAGGGAAGACGCAAGCGGAACGCUACUAUGUAUCUGGAGACAUCAGAUUCAAAGCCAAACUAUCCACGCGAAGGUGUGAUUCGUCUACAGAUGGUAGAGGCCUUAUCAUCUUUCUGCGCUUUACACAUCGACGCAAACCACAGCAAGUCCACAUUGCAGAAAAAGAUGAUGCAUAAUUUGCUGACUAUGCAGCAGGAUUUUACAAGCUACGUGGAUUCUAGAAUGUCACUGCUGAUCCUUGAAUCGCUCGUUACACGUGAUCAUGACGAGAUACAGCGCGAGUGCGUGGAUACGCCGUUGGUAUUUCUGUUGGAAAUAUGCCAGAAAGGUUGCAAGGAUGAGGAAUCGUUGCAACGGCUAUUAAAUCUGCUACCAUACUUCUUUGAAUACGCGAUUAAACAUGGUUAUUUUCCCAAAACAAUCGUUCAGGCGCUCGAGUAUCUUCACAAGCGCAUUUAUGAUCGAAAUUGUAGCGUUCUCAUACAUACGAGCUACAUGAAAUGCGCAUGCAGUUUUGUACGGAUCGAUCCGAACUUUUCGUGGAAUAACGUUCACAUUUCCAAUGAUGAUGACGACGUUUUAACGAUACUUGAUAGCAUCCUUAAUUACAUUGGUGAUACACUGUUUGUGCUCCGGUCGCAAGCAAUGCAAUGUCUGCAAGAGAUUCUAUCCUUCAGAAAUAUCGCUCAUAAAUGGAAGGAACACAUCUUCGUCAAGGUGGAGGAAACAGUAUUCAUGCUGCUCAAUGAAGCUGAGCAGUCGAGUUCCAACUUGCAGAACAACAGUUUGAAAGAAAGUCAACUGCAAGAUGAAAAGGAGACCAGGACAGUCACUGCGUUGAUCGCGCUGGCCUCCGUGGCAUGCGCCAGUGGAGUUCUUCAGGGUCGCGCCCUUUGUACGAUGUUGCGACUAACGACAGAAAAACAAGUGAACGUGCAGAUGGUGCGGAAGGUUCUUUUGGCGGCGGCGCAGUACACGACGACGUACGUGUCGCUCAUUGAAGAUAACUUGAAUUAUUUGCUAACUUCUUGGAUCGAGGACGCGCAUUAUCAAUUGCAGAACUUUCCAUGGAUGCUUACGGGAUGCGAGACUAUCGACGAAUUCUUUAGAAAAAAUAUCAACUGGAUUGUCCCGGUUCUACUGCGCACUUCGGACAUUGACGAGACCACGUCCUUUUGUGUGAAUCGUGCUGAUGUGGCCUUUAAUAAAGUCUUCGAGGAUGUUUUCCCGUCCUGCUUCGUAUGGCUGAUAUCGCGCGCCAUUGUAUUCGAUAAUGAUACAAUGCGCAAAUUGAUAAAUAAUACGGACGAGUUUGCAGACACGAAAAAUUUCAAUCAGCUAUUCCGUUCUCGCUUGCAAGACGUUCUUGUAGAACUAAUACGGCGGUUACAUGAUGAAGAUGACUUCAAGAAGAUACUCUCGAUCUCAUUUACGUGCUUCCCGGCAACGGAUCCGCCGCAUUUCUCACGAGCCAUACUGGAUCUAUGCUUUGAUUAUCUAGAAUCGUAUCAUUCCCUAAACACACACAUGCUGGUCGAACAACAACCGGCGAUGCUGCAAAAAACACUGUUGCGGCUUGUAAGCGCUGUACACUUGUCGCGCUCCCGCGAGGAUAAGCUCAAGCGGCUGCAUCAAUACAUGUACUUCUGCUCGCGACUAACACACGAUCUCUCGAAAUCCGUUUUCAAUGAGAUGGCUUCAUUCCUGAUCCGGGAUGUGUGCUACAGCUUGUUGCAUCUCACGAGGAAUGACGGUGAUGGCGACGAGACGCUUGUUGCGGCAUGCUGCAAGUUCCUGGACCUGUUUCUGAGACAAGCGCUGCCCGCAAGAGCCAUGGAAGUACAAGAUGUCCUCCGGUUUAUCGUGGCAAACCUAAUCGGCUUGGCACAAUCAAGAACGAGCAGCAUCAGCGAGAUAGCUGCGAGUCUACUUAGAUUUCUCGUUGUGGAGCAAAGAAACGUAUUACGAGAAGCCAUCGCAAAACUCGGCUCAUUUCCGAAUUAUGAGAUCUUCCGAGAUGUAAGGGAAGCUCAUAACGCUAUCAGAUUGGAUAACGAAUCUGCGUUAUGCCUUGAAAGCGAGCUGGAACGUUUUCUGAACGCCAUGAGUGAGGAAAAUGCCGAGUGCACGCUGGAAGAUCUCGCGAAUUUCACGCAACAGUUGACGAUGAGAAAAUGUGAGCUGCGAGAACUGCAUCAAAAAUUGCAGAGGCCGUAUCCUGAGGAUGAUAUUAACAUCCUGCAUCGAUUAAUAUUCAGACUCAUCAGACUAACAGAAUCGCCUAACCCACGCGUGUCAAUGGAGGCCACGAAAUGCCUUGGCGAACUAGGUCCGAUGGACUCCACAAUGGCUUUGCAACCGGCCGGAAGUUUCGUUCGGGAAGCGGACUAUGCGAUAGAAGCUCUGACUUAUCGAUCGGUUGCGAUGUUGACGAGUUUUCUCGUAGAGAAUUCAGUGGAACUUCGCAAGGUAUGCGCUGAAGCCCUUUACGCGGUGCUGUCGACCUCCAAUGGUCGGAAAUUAUUUGACCUCAAAUACUCAACAGACCUGUCCAACAUCCUCGAGUGCGCAUCUCUGAAGAUCGAUUAUAUUCGACCGUUUGCUCGUGGCCGUUGUAUCAAGCAGACGGUCUUCUGUGUGGACACUGCAAAAUUUCGCGUUGUCAUGAAUCCAGAAAACGAGCUGUGGACGGUCCAAAACAAUGAGAAUUACGCCGAAUGGAUCAUCAAAGUUACUUGCAGCAUCGCCGAAUGCUUCGUAGACUCCUACUUGGAGAACUUCCUCUCGGUUUGUCGACUCAGCGUCGAAUUCUGUGAACUGAUUUUACCAAGAAUUAUUUACCUCGUCAUCCAUGAGAACGACAGAUUUAUCGAUACCAUAUGUGAUUGCGUUAAUCAAUUUUUUAGGCAACACUUUGCAAUUAAUGAGGCGGAUACCACUACAUCGUUGAUGUCGAGAAGUGAUAGUUACGACCAGAAAAUUGUACGCCGCAUGUUGGACGUGGUGAAUCACAUACGCGCCCAGCUGCCGGAUGGCACGACGUUAAGACUAGAUUAUGUCUACCUGGCCAGAGCGGCGCACAAGUGCUCCGCAUACUAUACAGCACUGCUGUUCGCACAACUUGCCUGCGGGUCAAUCUCGACAGACUAUCCGGACUUCAGUAGUGACUCGAGGAUUGACUAUAUCUAUGAACGCCAGCCAGAAAUUGGCCGAGUGCUACAAAACAUUAUGCUGGACACCUACUUAAACAUUAGCGAUCCGGAUGCUAUAUCCGGGGUUGGCUCGUCGCAUGUGCUUGAUCAUGAUUCCCGUGUGCAAUACUAUGCCCGUACCAAUCGCUGGGAUGAAGUCAUUCUCGCGCAGGACAUCGAGUUGUCCCAUCACGAUUACUCGUUGUUGGCAAACACCAGGAUGGAGAUGGCAAACGCGUUACACCGAUCAGGACUGCAUUUUCUCCAGUGGCAAUUUCUGGGCGGUAACCUGGAUGAGAAAUUUAGUUAUGAGUGCGCUUGGAGACUAAGCAAAUGGGACCUACCCGUUAACGAUGAAACCGUCUCCAAUUAUAACGACUUCCAAUCUCAGCAAUUACGAGUGGAGUCACUGGAAAACGCGUUCCAUGUUCAUCAUUAUCACGCACUGAAGUGUUUCCACGAGAACGACCGGCGAGGCAUAGAUCGGGCGAUCGAGUGCGGCCGUAUGAGCGUGAUACACGAGCUGCGAAUGAUCAGUUCUGAGAGUAGUAAGAUCGUCAAUCAGAAGCUAUCGCAAUUGCGAUUGUUGCGUGAGAUCGAGCAACUCAGCUUGGCAGCUGAUUCUUCAGACAAAAAGUAUUUGGAAAUUUUGCGACGCUGGAAUGAACAUAAAAUCAGCUUAAUCGGUCAAUUUGACCACGUCGAGCCGAUCCUGAGGCAGCGUAUCAUCAUGUUUCACAUCCGUGAAUCUCUACGGACGAAUGCAGACGUGCAGAAAGCAUUUUUUGAUACUUGCCUGGACUUGGCAAAGAUUGCAAAGAGUCAAGGGUAUUUCUCGAUAGCCACCCGAGCGCUGAGAACUCUCGAGUUGCAUCAAAAUCUGUCCACGAAUCUAAAGGAUCAACUGCUCUAUCAAGAAUCGCUCUUGAAGUGGAUGAAUGGUGAGCAGGUGAUAGCACGUCAUCUAUUACGGAGCCUAAUCGAGAAGAAGAAUCCAAAACCAAAUCUGAAAGCUAAGGCUCUGCGAGUCUACGGUGAUUGGAUGGCGGAAACUAAGUCUGAAAAUCCUCAGGCAGUGAUACAAAAGUAUUACCUAGUAUCCAUUGAGAUCAGCGAAGCUAUCGACGAGCAAACAUCCGAUAUUAUUGAAAAUUUACAUGACACGCAGGUUGCAUUGGCGCGCUUUGCCGAUGCACAGUACCAACAAAUCAGUACAUACAUGAAUUCGCCGACAUACGAAGCUCUGAAGGAAUAUGCUUGUAGCAGUACGGAUAAGGUGGACCACGCGCAGAUGAUGAGUAAUCAGUACCUCAAGCGCGCCGUGAUAAUCAGUCAAAAGCAAUCGACGAAUGACGCGGCCGAGCUGAAAAACAUUGAACAGGAGAAGCGCAAUUAUCUCGCACAAGCUUUGAAAUACUAUUUAAAGACGUUGCGCAGCAGCGAGAAGUACAACUUGUUAAUCUUCCGGCUAGUAGCACUCUGGUUGGACAACAUGUGCGACGACGAGGUGAAUGAGAAGCUGUUAGACGAGCUGGACACCGUGCCUUCGUUUAAAUUUGUGCCGCUGGUGCCUCAGUUGGCUGCUCAUAUAAGCAAUGAUAUUAAGCAACAGCACAGCUUUUCCGCACGAAUCUUUCGAAUCCUUGAACGAUGCGCCGUGGAACAUCCAUAUCAUACAUUGCCUGUGGUACUGGCGCUAAAGAACUUACACAGUGAUGACGAAUAUGAAUCGGGUUCGACAGGUGCGAAGAAGGAAGAGCGUCGCGUGCUAGGUGCCAAGAAGCUUCUCACCCGAUUGUCUGACUCCUCUGUACGAACAAUCAUUCACGAAAUGGAAAACUUAUCGCGUGCAUUGCUAAGUCUUGCCUAUUGGCAACCCAAGGGCAGGUGCUGUCCUAAUAAACGCUAUGUGAUACCGCGGGAGCAGCCAAUAAAUAGGAUCAAGAACCUAAACAACGUUCUCCUACCCACCCUGAGUCUACCUGUGAGACCGUCGGGCAAUUACAACGACGUAGUCGGUGUAAGGUCAUAUCAGGAUUCCUGUGAAUUCGUUGGUGGCGUGAACGCGCCCAAAAAGGUCAUCUGCAUCGGUACCAAUGGUGUGCAACGCCGGCAAUUAGUCAAGGGGAAAGACGAUCUAAGGCAAGACGCGGUGAUGCAGCAAGUGUUCACUGUGAUGAACACCCUGCUACGUACGUGUAAAGAAACGCAACGGCGGAGUCUACGUAUCAGAACGUACAAAGUGGUGCCGCUGACGCAAAGGUCGGGCGUGCUAGAGUGGUGUGAUAAUACGGUGCCUAUUACGGUGACUUUGAUAGGCAGCUCGGACAAUCCAGGUAUGCACAAGAAAUAUUAUCCGCGCGGCCUGACUGCGGAAGCUGCCAGAGACAAGAUGAGGAUUGUCGCGCAAGAAUCAAACGAGAUAAAAUUGAGAGUCUUUCUUGAAUGCUGCAAACGUAUGAAGCCAGCGUUCCAUCAUUUCUUCGAGGAGAAGUAUCGAUCGCCUGAAACCUGGGUCGAGAGGACUCUAACAUACACACGUAGCGUUGCCACUACGUCUAUCGCGGGUUACAUUUUAGGCCUCGGCGACAGACACUUGAGCAACAUCCUCGUAGACGAGCACACCGCCGAGGUGGUGCAUAUCGAUUUUGGUGUGGCUUUUGAACAGGGCAAGGUUCUACCCAUUCCCGAGACAAUUCCUUUUAGGCUAACUAGGGAUAUCGAAGUCGCCAUGGGUGCCUCUGGAAUCGAGGGCACUAUGAGGCGCAGUUGUGAAGUGACUAUGACAAUGCUGCGCGAUCAGAGGCAGAUUAUUAUCACUCUCCUUCAAGUUUUACUGUAUGAUCCACUCUUCACGUGGGCGAUCACACCGGAGAAGGCCUGCAAAAUGCAGAGUGACGUCAUAAAGCGUUUCUCAGAAAAUAGUGGACGAGUACCUGUGGAAACCAACACGAUCGCCAAGAGAGCUCUUUUAAGGAUCGAACAGAAGCUGCAAGGCACUGAGGACGGUCUGGUGUCCAGUGUUCCCGGACAGGUCGAGAGACUCCUGCAGGAAGCGCGAGAUCCUGCGAAUCUAUGUCGAGUUUACUGUGGCUGGCAACCAUAUUUGUGAAUACCCGGUGAAUAACUACCCAGUGUUCCUACCCAGUGUUCAUAUCCAGUGGAUAUUGCCUAGGAUAAGCCUUUUAUAUGUUACUUAAUUUAUAAUGUACAUUCCAAAGUAUUUU
Cyphomyrmex costatus is the source of this 8806-nucleotide messenger RNA. It is a transcript of the gene tefu, whose product is annotated as Serine/threonine-protein kinase tefu. NCBI's taxonomy places the organism in Eukaryota, Metazoa, Arthropoda, Insecta, Hymenoptera, Formicidae. Gene Ontology annotation, biological process: DNA repair. The transcript has 19 exons. The record is from RefSeq and is a predicted model, not a curated record. The coding region runs from base 1 to 8691 and encodes 2896 amino acids. Gene Ontology annotation, molecular function: protein binding; protein serine/threonine kinase activity.